Molecule: messenger RNA, 2189 nt
Organism: Priapulus caudatus
Lineage: Eukaryota; Metazoa; Priapulida; Priapulimorpha; Priapulimorphida; Priapulidae
Product: mesencephalic astrocyte-derived neurotrophic factor-like
Exons: 4
Coding region: 1-444 (147 amino acids)
Biological process (GO): dopaminergic neuron differentiation; neuron projection development
Cellular component (GO): endoplasmic reticulum
Source: RefSeq, a predicted model, not a curated record
AUGAAUCCUUCAGAGUGGCUUCUUCCGACCUUCAUCGUCAUUGCCGUGCUAGCCCUGCUGUCAAAUGAAGUGGCAGCCAAGCAACAUUGUGAAGACACGUGUGAAGAACUUCGGCGGAAAAGACACAGAUUUUGCUACUACAUCGGAGGCCUGAAGGAGUCGGCGACGAGUCGACUGGGAGACAUCAGCAAGCCCGUCUCCUACCACCUUCCGCCGGAGAAGAUCUGCGAGAAACUGUCGAAGCAGGAUGGCCAGAUAUGCGACCUCGUCUACGACAAGAAGAUCGACUUUGACACUAUAGACUUUAAGAAGACGCGAGUCAAGGAGCUGAAGCGGAUCCUCAGCGACUGGGGCGAAGAUUGCCGUGGAUGUGUCGAGAAAGACGAGUACAUCAACCGCGUGAAGGAGCUCAUACCGAAGCACGCGCCCAAAUCAGAGCUGUAAGGGAACGAGAGGCGGGGCCGGGCAGAGCGGGGCAGAUCGGGGCUGUACGGACCAGGCUGUGACAUCAAGACGAGGUCAUAGGUCGGUCGUACAAACGGACAGACGGACGAACAUACGACGAUCGCUGGGUAAAGGGUCAGAGGUAGUGGUUGAUGUGGCAGGUGUGAGAUUAGGGUUGUGUGUGGAUUCGGUGAGGGUAGAAACCAGGGGAAAAAAUUUGUUUUUUUUCACGGGAGCUCUUUUUCGAGUCUGUGGAAGAAAAUAGCUCUCAUCAAAAAUUUUACGGGAGCGAUUUCGGAGGUUUGAAGAGCGAAUCGCUCAUCGCUCCCGUGUAUUUUUUACCCUGGUAGAAACGGUGUGAGCAAGGGUCGGAGGCAGGCAGCGCACGUGUAGUAGAUGUCACACUAGAACUCUGUGGACUCUCUGCAUCGGGCGGCGACGUGGUGCGGUGGUCCGUGUGGGAGAAUGUCGCCGUACGGGUGCAGGGGCGCCGAGCGUGAGUAGUGAUGGAAAUAGUUCCCCCGCGUUUUGCCGGACGCAUUGCCCCGGUGCUUCCGGGAUGAGGGAAGUGACGAACCGUCGCCUGUGGCAGCGACGGCGAAGCAUCUGUUUGCGCGCGAGCGUUUUCUUAAUUGUUCUAUCCGUCUGAACGAGAUAGUCGCAUUCUCCUUGGACGCUGUUGCUAGAUCGCUCCAGCUGGUCCAGUUUAUACGUGUUUUUUCGUGAAAACGCGCCAGGUUGUCGACUGUGACUCACUUUGUUACUAUUAAAGCACUGUAAGCAGCAUUAUUAGAACGCUCCCAUUGCAACUACAAGAGUCACUAGAGUUAGCUGUUGAUUGCUCCAGGUGGAUAGGGCCAUUAGUGUGCAAUCGUCGGUUUCUAGACAAUCGGUAAUAACUUCGUUAAAACAUGUUUCUGCGCGGUGCGUCAGUCAAUACGGCGUUUCACGUUUGCAAUCGUCUAUCGCAAUGAGGUUGUUUUGCGGUAAUUGACAAGUCGCAAACAAUGUAAACAAUUAAUUAAAUAAUUAAUUAAUUAUUAAUGUGAUUGCAACUAAUGUCACAUAUCUAGUAAAAACGAUGGGUUCGUGAGUCGCGUGACUUUGUCUGCAAGGCCACAGGCAGAUCAACAGCAAGUGCUGUCCCUAAACGACUGUGUACAUUUUAAAUGGAUGACUUGGAGACGAUAAGAGAUCAGUCUCUCGAUGUAGCGUGACGAUUGCAGCGAGUGGGAGUACAGUGGAAUGUGUUUUGGAUCUGAGCUUUCUUUGUUUAUUGCUUCGGUUGCACUGUGUUUCCGAGAUUAUACCGAGCACACCUGCGUGGGAUUCACCGAUUCAGUUUCCCUAGCAGAUAUUUAUUAAUGUAAUCGAGAGUAAAAUCACACAUGUUAAAUGUACUACUGGUGCGAUGCAGAAUGUAUGUUAUUUCACGUCCAAACACGCGAUUAUCUUCCAGAUUAGUAAUCGCUGGCCUAUCUAAAGCUACGAUACCAUCUACGCACAGGUAGUAUCGUUUCAAAACAGGUAAAGUAAUAAUUACGUUUGUUCAAGGUACCAUUUACCUACAGAUAGUGGACCGUUUAUCUAUAGGUAGUAUUCCUAUGGAUAGAAUACAGUUUGGCACAUUUGGCCAACCAUGCUCAGCUGAGUGUUGUGGACAUGUAGCACAAUGUCUGUGACAGGAUGUUUGUUACUUGGUAAACGUUACCAUUUUGUGAUACAAUAAACUGCAUUUAUACCAA